AUGUGCGCAAAGGACAAACUCUAUGUUGAAGAUGCCAAAGACUUUUUCAUAGAUAGGGAAGAUAUAGCCAUGAAUGCACCAGUUCAACUGACAGAGCAGCAAUUGCAAGAAUUAAAACCAAAGUCAGGUUUGGCACUUGAUAAAAAGCGUUAUCUUUGGAUGAUUAGCCCAUCACUUCCAGUGAUUGGGUUAGGAAUUUUAGCGGGAUAUCAUGUUGCACCUAAGCCACUAAAAAAAGUUUUUGCAUUGGGUGGGCCACUGGUACUGCAUGUGAUUAUUCCAGCCAUUGAUUCAUUGAUUGGUAAGGAUAAAAACAAUCCGACCAGUGAAGAUGUAAAAUUACUUGAGCAAGAUCCGUAUUAUUCACGUUUGGUCAAAUCCUUUAUUCCGAUUCAAUAUGUCGCCAAUGUUUAUGCUUGUUAUUUGGUGGGACGUAAACAAACAUCACUUUUAGAUAAGAUUUUGCUAGGUGUUUCAAUGGGUGCAAUUAAUGGUAUUGCCAUUAACACAGCACAUGAGUUAAGCCAUAAGCAUGACCGUAUGGACCAUAUUUUAUCGCAUUUGGCAUUGGUUCCAUCAGGUUAUAACCAUUUCCGUAUCGAACAUCCUUAUGGACACCAUAAACGCGCUGCGACGCCUGAAGAUCCUGCUUCGUCGCAAAUGGGUGAAACGCUUUAUGAGUUUUUACCACGUACCGUCAUUGGCUCAUUUAAAUCAGCGAUUGAGAUUGAAACCAACCGUCUUAAACGUAAGGGCCUUGGAUUCUGGUCUAAAGAUAAUGAGUUAUUGCAAGGCUGGACAAUGACCGCAGCAUUCCAUUCGUCUAUGGUCGGGUUAUUUGGUAAAGCAACUCAGUCAGCUUAUAGUAUUACGUUGUUUGAGAUCAUUAAUUAUAUUGAGCAUUAUGGUUUAUUGCGCCAAAAAGAUGAAAAUGGCAAAUAUGAACGCACAAUGCCUGAGCAUAGUUGGAACAAUAACAACAUCGUAACUAAUUUAUUCUUAUAUCAGUUACAACGUCAUUCAGAUCAUCAUGCCUUUCCGACACGCCCAUUCCAAGCGUUACGUCACUUUGAUGAAGCACCUGAAUUACCAAGCGGUUAUGCAAGUAUGCUGUUGCCAGCGAUGAUCCCAUCGUGGUGGUUUAAAAUUAUGGAUAAGCGUGUAUUUGAUCAUUACAAGGGUGAUUUAAAUAAGGCCAGUAUUUAUCCUAAACGCCGAGCAAUAUUCAGCAAUGAAAUAGGCAAUCAACCGUGUUCAAUUGCGCGUACAUUAUCUGUAUUGGGUGAUCGAUGGACCAUGCUUAUUUUACGUAAUGCUUUUAUGGGUUUACGUCGUUUUGAUGAUUUUCAAGAAAAUUUAGGUGUGACAAGACAUGUAUUGUCUGAACGGCUAAAACGUUUGGUCGAGCAUGAAAUAUUGGUUAAAGUAGCUUAUGUCGAUCGACAAGAGCGUUAUGAAUAUCGCUUAACUGAAAAGGGUUUAGAUCUAUAUCCUAUUUUAUUAACCAUGGUGGCAUGGGCGGAUAAAUGGAUGGAUGAGGGGCUGGGUGCACCUAUGGUGUAUCAACAUACCGUUUGUGGUCAUGAGUUUACUCCGGUAUUGGUAUGUUCAGAAUGUCAGCAGGCGGUGAAUGCAAGACAGGUGAAGCCAAUCGUUACCCCAGCUUUUUUUCAAUACAUAGCGCAGAAAAAAUUAGCUUGA
This is a messenger RNA of Oppiella nova, 1701 nucleotides long. The record is from the annotation of a GenBank genome assembly. Lineage: Eukaryota; Metazoa; Arthropoda; Arachnida; Sarcoptiformes; Oppiidae.